Acyrthosiphon pisum (pea aphid) is the source of this 1462-nucleotide messenger RNA. RefSeq lists its product as uncharacterized. Gene Ontology annotation, cellular component: nucleus. The record is from RefSeq and is a predicted model, not a curated record. NCBI's taxonomy places the organism in Eukaryota, Metazoa, Arthropoda, Insecta, Hemiptera, Aphididae. The transcript has 2 exons. Bases 293 to 1135 code for a protein of 280 amino acids.
AGCGGCGACCACGACCAUUCAACAUGUCAACACUGUAGCCGAUCGGCGUUCCGUUGUUGCGCGCGCGUGCUCUGUUAGAUUCGAUGUUAUAAGACGUAGUCAUUGCGUCCUUACGCCGGUCAUUCGCCGAUAUUGGUAAAUUUUUUUCAUCGCCUCGACGAUUUUCACAACCGUUUCACGAAAGUUCGACGUUUAAAACGGUGAAUAUUGUUGUAUCUGGCCCCCGCUCGUAACGAUUGUGCUAUAUUUAGCAUCGGUGUUGUAUACUUGUAGCCGUUUCGGUUUCGAAAAUAUGUCCGACUCCGACGAUAAUUACGAAUCGGACGAUGAUUCAUGGUGCUAUUCGAUCGGAGCAGCGAGCGAUCUCAGCGAACCCCGAUUGAUUUCGGCGGACGACGACUUCCUAAACCCGUCGCUGUCGACAUCGAGUGGCCGGUCCAGCCCGUCGAGCUCGGUCGGCUCGGCGCUAUCCGUUACCGACGAUGACGACGAAGCCGGAAUGAUGGACAUCGAGGAGGAUGACGACGACACGUCAGACACGUCAACCCCCCUUGACGAUACGGAAUACGAAAUGGACGAUAUUGGCGACGAUGAAAUCAUCGUGUUGAGCGACGGCGACGACAUCAUGGGUACAGUAGCCCAUUCCCAACCACCGACAACGUUUAACGGGCCCAUGUCGACUUUGUCCGCGUCUCACUCGACGACAUCAAAGUGCACGGAGGAAGAAACCGCCGCACGUUCCCAGCCAUCGCCAACGUUUAACAGGCCCAUGUCCAUGUUGUCUACGUUUUCCUCGACGACGUCGACGUGCACGGAGGAUGAAACCGUCACCGCCAGCUGUAGCAGCGAGUCGAAUGGAGAAGACAACUUCUCUUCAUCAUCCAUCAAAAAUUAUCUUCCACCAUGUCUUAGUACCCAUAAACUUUGCUUCGACAAUGGGAUUGAAAUAGACCGAAUUUUGGGGGCUGUCGUCCAUAACACACAACUUUUGUUCCGCGUAAGGUGGAGGAACGACAAGAACGGCGGAACAGACUAUGUUGACGCGUUCGAAAUGCACGAAAGAUGUCCUCAUAUGGCGCUCCAGUUUUAUAAUGAACGUUAUAAAAAUGAAAAUACUGAUAAGACUGAUAAAUAACUAUAUUAACAGACCUAUAAUAAUCUAAUGAGCACUGAUUAAAUAAGUACAUGCCUAAUGUACACAUACUUUUGUAUUUUUUUUAAAAAUUUAUCAUAUUAUAACAUUUGUUAUUUACUCAGCUUAGUUUAAUAAUGUAUUUUGGCGAUGCUCAACUGUUACAUGUUAUUUAUAUAUAUGUUUAGGUCUCCGCAUUAAAUCUUUGGUUUGUGAAUACAUUUACUGAUUGUUGCCAAGGAAAGUGGGUAACCACAUCAUUUAUUUUAUUUUUAUGUAGUGUAUCUGGUUUCCAUGUAUAUUAUUAAUAAUAAAUAUAAUUUAAAUGUU